Messenger RNA from Thecamonas trahens ATCC 50062, 1932 nucleotides. RefSeq lists its product as uncharacterized. Gene Ontology annotation, cellular component: endoplasmic reticulum. Gene Ontology annotation, molecular function: lipid binding. The record is from RefSeq and is a predicted model, not a curated record. NCBI's taxonomy places the organism in Eukaryota, Apusomonadida, Apusomonadidae. Bases 1 to 1932 code for a protein of 643 amino acids. The transcript is spliced from 2 exons.
AUGGGGUGGCUGACGACACUUGCGGCGACCUUUGUGCUGGGCGCACUGACGGCGGUGGUGGGCCUCCUUGCCGCCCUCCGCUACCUGCUCACCACACCCAUUGCCGGACCUGCUGCCGAGGCUCGACGGGCGGAACGGGUGGCUGCGUCCGACUGGUCGCCCGAGGGGCAUCUGCGGUCUCUGGCCGGAGAGGCGGUGAUCAAGGCGGCUGAGGAUAUGGUGUUUGAGGGUGCCAUUGUGGCGGUGCCUGUCGGGGCGCCCAAGCUGGGCGGAGAGGCCGGCUCUGGCGCGACUGCUGGCUUCAAGCACGGCGUCCUGCACAACAACAUGCUCGUCCUGUUUGCGUCGUCGGCCAAGACAGCACACCAAGACGUGAUCCGGGUCGACGGCGCGCAGAUUGUCAUGCUCCCGGCCGAUGCCACGUCGAUCUCGCGUCAGCUCUCGCCCAAGUUCCCGCUGCGCCUCGUCCACCCAGAUCGCCCGAUCUGGGGCAUGGACGAGGCUGUCGACCUGUACUUUGUCUCGGCUCGCGAGAAGGAAGCAUGGAUGCUGGCCCUGGAGCGGGCGGUUGCGCUCGGUGACAAUGCGUGCUUGGCGCUCGAUGCCAUGUUCCGGACCAAGGCCAGAGACCACUUUGGCCCAUGGGCUGCGCGCCUCGAGUCGACCGACGCUGUGCGCCCGGUUGCCUGGUUCAACGCGCUCGUGGGACGCAUGUUCUGGACCGCACACUACAACGCCAAAAUGGUGGCGUUUUUCAAGCGGCUCAUCGAGAAGAAGAUCGCCAAGGUCAAGCUGCCCAAGAUGGUCGAGGCCAUCCACGUCAAGCACUUUGAGAUCGGGCCCAACGUGCCGCUGCUCCAGUGGGCCAAGCUGCUGGACGUCGGGCCCGACGGCCGCAUCGAGGUCGAGGGCGCGUUUGAGUACCACGGUGGUGUCCACAUCAUUCUCGAGCCGGUCAUCUCCGUCUUUACCGUUGAGAUCCCAAUCUGCAUUUCGCUCCGCAUCACGAGGUUUUCUGGCCAUGUCCUUGUCCACAUUGCGCCGCCGCCAUCGCAGCGGAUAUGGCUCGGCUUUUACGAGCAGCCUGACAUUGCCAUGGAGGUCGACACCGUGCUCGGCACCGCGUACAACAUCAACAUCCCCGACAUCACCGACAUCAUUGUCGACCGCAUCAAGGCCGAACUCGUCGAUCCGAACAACGUGCUCCGCAACGCCGUCGGCGGCUUUGACUCGGACUCGUCGCGCGCCGUCCUCGAUCUCAUCCAUGGCCGCGUCUCGGUGCCCACCGAUGCCGGCGCGCCGUCGGCGGGUGCCCCGGUCUCGUCGCGCCUCCACACCUCACACGCCUCGGUCCUCGCAGCUCUUGGCGUCGACGUGGAGGUUGCACUCGUGUCCGCUCCCCAGUCGCCGGCCGCGCCCCCGUCGAGCACGCCGUCGCCGACAGCAAGCUCGGGCGAUGCGCUUGGCGACUCGUUUGUUCUCGUCGAUGGCGACGGCCAGGGCGACGCGAGCGCUGACGUCGACAUCGCCGACACCGCGGCUGGUUCUGCACCCGCCGUCGAAGCAUUUGACUUUUCCGCCAUCCACGCCAUGAUGAAGGCGUCGGGUGGCGGGGCGGUCGAGUCUACCGAGGCCUCGACCGCUGCGCGACGGCCGGCGGCUGGUACCGUGACUCAGCGCAAGCCUGCAGCGCCGGUGACAGCGACAGCGGCGACCUAUACGCCGGCACCGAUUGAUGCCGGCGCGUCGCUGGCAUCUGCGGCGCCACCCAGCAGCGACGAGCCGUCGUCGCCGACGUCGAUUUCGGGCCGGGCCGGGCUAAUGGGUCGCAAGUUUGCGGCGAGUACCAAGUCGUUUGGCUCCAAGCUCAAAGGCCGCCUCAAGGCGUCGGCGGCGGCCGCCGCCGCCAAGCGCGAUGCGCAGACGCCGUAG